Molecule: messenger RNA, 1044 nt
Organism: Ilyonectria robusta
Lineage: Eukaryota; Fungi; Ascomycota; Sordariomycetes; Hypocreales; Nectriaceae
Product: isoprenoid synthase domain-containing protein
Exons: 2
Coding region: 1-1044 (347 amino acids)
Biological process (GO): trans, trans-farnesyl diphosphate biosynthetic process
Cellular component (GO): cytoplasm
Molecular function (GO): (2E,6E)-farnesyl diphosphate synthase activity; dimethylallyltranstransferase activity
Source: RefSeq, a predicted model, not a curated record
AUGGCGCAAAAGACUACCCUCAAGGAGUUCGAGUCGGUCUACCCCAAGCUUGAGGAGGCCCUUCUCGACCAUGCCCGCUCCUACAAGCUCCCCCAGGAGCAGCUCGACUGGUACAAGAAGAACCUCGAGAUCAACCCCCUGGGCGGCAAAUGCAACCGCGGCAUGUCCGUCCCCGACUCCGUCUCCCUCCUCCUCGGCAAGGCUCUCUCCGAAGACGAGUACUUUCACGCUGCCACCCUUGGCUGGAUGACCGAGCUGCUUCAGGCCUUCUUCCUCGUCUCUGACGACAUCAUGGACAGCAGCAUCACCCGCCGUGGCCAGCCCUGCUGGUACCGUCAGGACGGUGUCGGCAUGAUUGCCAUCAACGACGCAUUCAUGCUCGAGGCCGCCAUCUACACCCUGCUCAAGAAGUACUUCAAGACCCACCCCGCCUACGUCGACCUCAUUGAGCUCUUCCACGAGACCACCUUCCAGACUGAGAUGGGCCAGCUGUGCGAUCUCAUUACCGCCCCCGAGGAUCGCGUCAACCUCGAUAACUUCUCCCUCGAGAAGUACAGCUUCAUUGUUGUCUACAAGACUGCCUACUACUCCUUCUAUCUCCCCGUCGCCCUCGCCCUCCUCCAGCUGAACCUCGCCACCCCUAAGAACCUCAAGCAGGCUGAGGAUAUCCUCAUUCCCCUUGGCGAGUACUUCCAGAUCCAGGACGACUACCUUGACAACUUUGGCGACCCCGAGUUCAUUGGCAAGAUCGGCACUGAUAUCAAGGACAACAAGUGCUCCUGGCUCGUCAACCAGGCCCUCGCCAUUGUCACUCCUGAGCAGCGUAAGGUUCUCGAGGAGAACUACGGCCGCAAGGAUGACGCCAAAGAGAAGGUCAUCAAGCAGCUCUUCAACGAGCUCAACCUCGAGCAGCGCUACCUCGACUACGAGGAGAAGUUUGUCACUGACAUCCGCGCUCGCAUCGCCAACAUCGACGAGAGCGAAGGUCUCAAGAAGUCUAUCUUUGAGGCCUUCCUGGCCAAGAUCUACAAGCGAACCAAGUAA